Messenger RNA from Akanthomyces muscarius, 450 nucleotides. RefSeq lists its product as uncharacterized. The record is from RefSeq and is a predicted model, not a curated record. The coding region runs from base 1 to 450 and encodes 149 amino acids. NCBI's taxonomy places the organism in Eukaryota, Fungi, Ascomycota, Sordariomycetes, Hypocreales, Cordycipitaceae. Gene Ontology annotation, molecular function: deaminase activity. Gene Ontology annotation, cellular component: cytosol. The transcript has 2 exons.
AUGCCAACUCGCAUAUAUCAGAAAACAUCUUUCGAAACCAUGUCUGCGGAGAAGUACAAUAAUCCUCCCGGCGCAGCGCAGAAACACAGCGACUUGGGGCAUUAUUCGCAGUCCGUUGACCUGGGAAAUGGAGCCAUCAAAUGCUCGGGCCAGGGAGGCUGGGACCCUGAGACCGGGGCUCUGGACGCGAAUGACAGCGACAAUCAGAUUGAGUUGGCUAUGAAGAAUGUCGACGUAGUUCUCAAGGCCGCCGGUCUUCGAGGAUGGGAGGAUGUGUACUUGCUGCGUUCAUACCAUUGCGAUAUUCGCACAUCAUGGGCGCCCACUGCGGAGGCUCUCCGCCAGCGAAUUCCUGGUCAUCGGCCGGUCUGGACUGCUAUAGGAGUUGCCAAUUUGGCAUUUCCCGCCAUGCUUAUUGAGCUAGAAGUUGAGGCUCGUAGAUCAAGCUAA